This is a messenger RNA of Cylindrotheca closterium, 2169 nucleotides long. The record is from the annotation of a GenBank genome assembly. Lineage: Eukaryota; Bacillariophyta; Bacillariophyceae; Bacillariales; Bacillariaceae.
AUGUUUUCAAAACACUACACAAAAGCAGAAGAUCAACGGCAAUUCGAUUUUCCAGAUAGAAGACAGAACAAGCAACCAAAACCAAAAAGGCGAAGGGGGAAUUCUGGUAAAAGAGAACCAGGACCUUUUGAAGAAAAUGGGCCAAAGCAGCAGAUGGAACGACCGAACAAAAGGAAGAAGACUGGCCCAUCUGAAGAAGCUCUACUGUUAUCUGCAAAGCUUAAGGAGCUCUCUAGAAAUAAGAAUCUAGAUGCUGCCCUGAAGGAGUAUUGGGAUUCAUCAAACGACUCGAUACGUGAUGGCCAUCAUGCUUGUAUCAUGGUGGAUUGCAGCGCUCGAUGCGGAAAAAUAUCUGUUGGCGAGGAAAUCAUUGAACGGUUGACGAAGAGUGGAAAACAUGUUAAUGUUGAGACCAAGACAGCGCUGAUAAAGGGCUACGUGCACUCUGGGGAAAUUGCAAAAGCAGAAAGUGUCUUCCUUCCUAUGUGCGAAUGCAAAGCAAAGAGUGAUCUUCCAAACAUAAGAACUUUGAAUACACUGCUUAGGGGCUGUCUAUGGUCUGCAGCUAGCAUCGGCAAGAAUAAGGUGGUAACUGGUGGGGUCGUCACUUCCGAAAAAGCAUGGGCGCUGUACAAAGGACUUGUCGAACGCCAUGCAUUGUCCAGUCCUGACAUUUCAUCUUAUGAGUAUUCGAUCACACUUCUUUGCCAAGCUCUAAAAACAAAAGAGAGCGAGGAACGAAUUGAGGAGCUUAAAAAUGAAUUUGGAGUUUCGAAAGAUAUGACAAGCCUUGAUCAAAGCGUCACGGAGUCGCUGUCCUUGUCAUACUUGGGACUAGCACGAGCCUAUGCCAUCUUGUCAAACAAUGCAAAAGCAACUGACGCUUGCAAGAAUGCAAUUGACUUCGCAAUUCUUUCAAAGGAGGCGCUAGAAGCAGGCAAGACACCAGAAGACGAUUAUAGAAAGAGAGGGAAGAACAUAUCAGAAAGCAGACUUGAAUCUAAUACACUAUACCGGGGGCACCGGCUUUCCGAAUUUGAGUCUGAAGCAAAAACCAUUAAGGACAUUGUUUCCAAUAAGCAAGAUGAAGGCUCGAGGUCUCGAGAAUUGGCGAGACGUCUACUACUUCGUUUGCUGGUCUUCUCGGGAGGAGGCACCACAGACCUGGAGCUAGCAAACGAAGCAAAGUCCGAAGAAGACUGCUCCGUCCAACAUCGCCUGGUCCAUGCGGCGUACUUCAACUAUGGUUUGGAUAUCCCUCUAAAGAGUCUUGGCGUCGAAUUUGGUAAAGAUAUCAAGGUCCUUAGAAAGCGUGAUUGCAAUCGGAUCCUAGGAAGCGUUGGCUUGCAAGGAGGUAUCAUUGAUGACACUGGUUUGGUCGAUUUUCGACGGCUCUUCAACGCUGGAACAGGGAAGACGAAGUCCAAGCGCAGAAAAAAGAGAAUCUUAGAAAUUGAGCUUGGUUCUGGAUUUGGUGACUGGGUUGUGAAGCAAGCCAUGACAUUCCCCGAGAAGGAUUAUCUCGCUGUCGAGCUGCGUGCCGACAGAGUUGGCCAGACUUUCGCAAGGUCUUCGAUUCUGUCAUCUGUGUCUCCACUCGAAAACUUAUGCAGUGUCGGUGCAGAGAGCGGCUCGCUAUUGCUGGAUCAUGUUGCAAAGGAGUUGGUUUCUACGAUAUAUAUUAACCAUCCAGAGCCACCCACGCAGACCUUCGGAGCUGAAACUACAAACCUUGAAGCUAUCAUGUCGGGCGGCGAUGAACCGGCACAUAUGCUUUGCAGCAGGACACUUGUCGCUGCUGCAAAAUGUCUUACUAAGUCAUCACAUGGAAAGCUUGUCAUUGUUACGGACAACCAUUGGUACGGGCGCCUCAUCUGCGCUACUUUUGUUAGGAUCGCGCGUCAAAAUCCCAACCUUUUCCAGCCAGUCGAUCUCAGCAAGCACCAUUACGAGGAAGUCGAAGCAUUCCCUGUAGGAACGUUGAACCAGCUUCCUGUCAUUAUGUAUGAAGGCCAACCUGGAGAGGCUAUUGGGCAUGCAAAAUUAAACAAAGAUGACAAGGGGUCCAGCUACUUCGACCGCCUGUGGCGCAGCGGGGCGGGAUCACACGCUGAGAAACGGUCAAGAUUUGUGAUUGUGAUGUCGCGAAAUCAAGGUGCAGAUAGUUAA